Molecule: messenger RNA, 726 nt
Organism: Spirometra erinaceieuropaei
Lineage: Eukaryota; Metazoa; Platyhelminthes; Cestoda; Diphyllobothriidea; Diphyllobothriidae
Source: the annotation of a GenBank genome assembly
AUGCGCCACCACCAACGCCGAUCUAGACCUCCUGCCCUCUCUACGCCAAACCAUCAGGACCUGCAGCAGCUCUCGAGAGGGAAAGCGUCCGGACCGGACGCAAUCCCUGUUGAGAUUUACAAGCACGGUGACCCCCGACUUGUGGAACAACUGACAGCUCUCUUCCAGGAAAUAUGGAGUCAGGGAGAAGUCCCUCGCGAUUUCAAUGACGUCACAAUCGUCCAUUGCCACUGGCGGAAGGGAAACUGUCCACUCUGUGACAGCCACAGAAGAAUCUUGCUGCCCAACAUCGCCGGAGAGAUCUUCGUUUGCGUUCUCCUCAACCAUCUCAACAGCCAGCUGGAACAGGGACGUCUGUCAGGAAGCCAGUGUUACUUCGGCCGUCAUCGCGGCACAACCGACACGAUUUUCGCCGCUCGCCAACAGCAGGAGAAAUGUCAGGAGAUGCGGAUCCAUCUCAAUUCUACCUUCGUGGAUCUGACGAAAGCCUUUGACACGGUGAUUCGCGGGGGACUGCAGAAACUCAUGCAGAAAUUCGGCUGUACUGAGCAAUUCACUCGGAUGGUGCGUCAGCUCCAUGACGGCAUAAUGGCGCCCGUCAUGGACAAUGGAACCGUGUCAGAGGCAUUGGCAGUGACCAAGAGAGUGAAGCAGACCUGCGUCCUUGCUCCUACCCUCUUCAGUCUCAUGUCCUAUGUCAGAGUAAUAAACGCCUACUGCAAUUAA